This is a messenger RNA of Gossypium raimondii (Peruvian cotton), 1032 nucleotides long. Its product is annotated as NAC transcription factor ONAC010. The record is from RefSeq and is a predicted model, not a curated record. Gene Ontology annotation, molecular function: DNA binding. Gene Ontology annotation, biological process: regulation of DNA-templated transcription. The transcript is spliced from 3 exons. The coding region runs from base 1 to 1032 and encodes 343 amino acids. Lineage: Eukaryota; Viridiplantae; Streptophyta; Magnoliopsida; Malvales; Malvaceae.
AUGGAAGUUGAACCUAAACGUGAGCUUUGUGAUACCAACCAAACACCUGAAAAGAUCCCACCACUGUCUCUUCACCAUGCAUCCUCCAGCGACGCCCUCGGCAUUGUUGAGGCACCCGAGAACGAGGAACCGAUUGUAAACGGUACCAACAACAAAGACAAGGUUGAUGAUGAUGGCUAUCUUGAUUCAUUCCCUCCGGGAUAUCGGUUUUGUCCGCUCGAUGAAGAGCUUGUGCUUUAUUAUUUGAAGAAAAAGGUCUUGAAUUUACCUUUGCCUCAGAAUAGGAUCGUGGAAGUUAAUUUGUAUCAAUAUAAUCCUGAAAGACUUGCAGAACUAUAUAAGCAAUAUGGAGAAAAAGAGUGGUAUUUCUUUACCCCUAGAGAUAAGAAGUACCGAAAUGGAACCCGACCUAAUCGGGCAGCCGUGGGUGGGUACUGGAAGGCUACCGGUGCUGAUCGAGAAGUUCGAUUUAAAGAUCGUAUUGUGGGAUAUAGGAAGGCAUUGGUUUUUUACAAAGGAAGACCUCCUAAAGGUGAUAAAACUAGUUGGAUUAUGCAUGAAUAUAGAGUGAACGAUCCUCCUCCCUUGUGCAGCAAGAAAGAGGGUUACACUGACAUGAGGCUAGAUGAUUAUGUUCUAUGUAGGAUUUACAAAAAAGUUGAUAAAUCUGGGAGAACGCAAACCAAAACUGAAGAUGGAUUGGCAUUGACUCAAAAACAAGAAAGAGAUGAGAUGAUGGGUUCGGAGGACACGAUGAAUUAUUUAAGCACAAUGGGAAUGGGAAUGGGGAUGGGUGGUAAUUUCAUGAAUCAAGCAUUUCCUGAAUUUCAAUACAUUUUUAAUGAUCAAUUUCCAUCGUCUUUUCCUACCAAAUAUCUAAACGAUAGAUUGGAACAAGAAGACGUUUGGAGUUUCGAUUUUCCCCCACAACUAGACGUUAGUGUUGAAGCUUUGAUAAAUGUGGAUAAUGUUUUCUCACCCGACACUGCAAACAAAAAUUCCACCAACUCAGAAAUGAAUACAAGAGAUUGA